Ipomoea triloba (trilobed morning glory) is the source of this 990-nucleotide messenger RNA. RefSeq lists its product as uncharacterized. The transcript is spliced from 3 exons. The coding region runs from base 254 to 673 and encodes 139 amino acids. NCBI's taxonomy places the organism in Eukaryota, Viridiplantae, Streptophyta, Magnoliopsida, Solanales, Convolvulaceae. Gene Ontology annotation, cellular component: ribosome. Gene Ontology annotation, molecular function: small ribosomal subunit rRNA binding; structural constituent of ribosome. Gene Ontology annotation, biological process: translation. The record is from RefSeq and is a predicted model, not a curated record.
GUUUCUCCACUCUCCCGUCUGGCUUUCGACUUUCGGCUUCUCCACUCUCAGUUUCGACUUUCGGCUUCUCCACUCAUAUCUCUGCUCUCUGCUUUCUCCCUCGUCUCUACCGCCUCACGCCCUCUCUCCUCACAUCCUCACACACCAAACGGUCAGACCUCACUACGACACUACCCACUUCGCGAUCGCAACUCGCCAACUCUCCUGCGUUUCAAGGAAUCAAGGUUUUUGAGUGAAGAAGAGGAGCACCAAGAUGCCUCUUUAUGACUGCAUGCUUUUGUUGAAACCCAAUAUAGUGAAGGAGGCGUUGAUCGACUUGGUUGCUAAGGUGGGGAAGCAUGUUUACACUAGAAAUGGAGUACUCACAGAUGUAAAAUCUUUUGGAACUGUUCAGCUGGGCUAUGGUAUUAAGAAACUCGAUGGCAGAUAUUAUCAGGGGACACUGAUGCAAAUGACAAUGAUGACGCCUCCUAGCUUCAACAGUGAGCUGCAUUACCUCAACAAGGAAGACCGUUUGCUCCGCUGGCUGUUGGUCAAGCACCGAGACAUCAAGCCCGGGUUGGAAUAUUUUGGAGAAAAAGAUUCUAAUUUAUCUAUCAAAGUGUAUCAAGUUAUGGGUGAUGAUAAAGACGACGAAAGUGAUCAAGACUCUGACACAGCUGAUGAAAUGUAAAAUGGCUGUUUAGCGUGUACGCUUCUUUUGUUUUCUGAAUCCAGGUCUCCCUUUCUGCUUCUACUUGUACUUGGGGCAUUUUAGUUUAUGAGUUUUUUUUUUUUUUUUGAGAAUUUUAGUUUAUGAGUUAAGGUUGCAGUAGAGAAUUGAGGCAAAGAUACAUGACAUAAGAAGAUUUGAAUGUGACAAUUUGCAGUACACAAAUUAGAAUGGAUUUUGCCCAGUGUUUUUAGAAUAAGAAAAGUCUGAGAUCUUGAUAUUUUGCUUCAUAUCACUCUGUAAGAUCAAUGAGUAUAUGCUUUAGAGAGUUUGAGACU